AUCAUCUUUUUCAAAAUGAAAUUACUAGUUACAAAUUUUAUAUUGUUUUAUUUAGCCAUCAUUGACUAUGGCCAUUGUGAUCUAUUCCAAUUACCUGGUGUUAAACAUAUAACUCCAGAUAUUGUUAAAAAAUUACCAUCAUUACCAUCAAAAAUAGUAUCAAAUAAUCCGUUGAGUAAAUUAAAAAAACUUUCUCCAUUAUGUGAGAAGAUAAUGAAUUUUAUUGAAACAAAUCAAAGAGAAGUGGAUUCAUUACUCAAACGAGUAGGUAUGCAACCAGAUCAAAUGUUCUCAUCGUUAUAUCCAAAUAUGAGCCAUUUUAAAAUUGAUCAAUUAAAAUCCUGUUAUAAUAUGCGUAUGAGUGAUGAUGAGACUGACGAUAAUGAUGGCGCGCAGGAAGAACAUAAUAUUUUUGAAAAUACAUUUCUAACAACUGUGAAAUCAUUCUAUAAACAUUUUUCCGAUGAUCGAUUUGAAAGUAAACCGUUUCCGGAACGUAUUAAAAAUCUAUUCGAUUCAAUGCAUAGAAUUGCCAAACAUACUAUGGCUUGCGUUUUAAAACCGGCUGGAUUUCAACUUGGUUUUACUCAGCUAUCCGAUUGGAGUGAUGAAGAUUUCAAUAAAAUGCAAGGUGAAAGAAUUUCCGAAGAAAAUGAUAACGAAGAUCAACAUAACAAAAUAACUAAUCGUGAUGAAACAUUAGCCAGCCCUGAUGAACGAAAUAAAAAUCCGCUCAAUAAUUUUGUUGGUGGGUUAAAUCGACUUCAUAGACCACAAAUCAAUCGACAAGACAACCAAGACCACAAAAAUUCUCAACAAAACAGUGAUCUUGUUCGGCAGAAAAAUGACAGAAAUCGAUCCAAAAGAGCAGUAGAGGUACCAAAAAAAUGUUUAGUAAAAAAUCGUGACAAAUUGCCAGCAAAAUUGGAUUGGCGCGAAUUGAAUGCAGUGACACCUGUUAAAUUUCAAGGUGAAUGUGGCAGUUGCUGGGCAUUUACUAGUAUUGCUAAUAUUGAAAGUGCAUAUCUGAUUCAUAAUAAAACCGGCGAACGACAUUUUGAUCUAAGUGAACAAGAAAUAUUAGCAUGUGCAAAACCCAAUGGUUGUAAAGGUGGUACCGGUGCUGAUGCUUAUAAAUAUAUGAUACGACGUGAAGGCAUUGCUCGCGAAACAACAUUGCCAUAUAAAGCUAAAGAUAAUGAAUGUCCUAAACAAGAACGAUUAGGUAAGGCUGCCGCAAUUGAAGAUUAUUGUAUGCGUGGAAAAUAUGUCAAAUUGAAUGGUCGACAAGAAGUAUUGAAUGAUGAAGAAAUUAUGUUUAUUGUACGCGAAUAUGGUCCAAUAUAUACCACUAUUCAUAUUGACGAUGCAACCAUGAAGCAUUAUAAAACUGGUGUUUAUGAUAAUGAUAAUUGUUCGAAACAAACAAAUCAUGCUGUUACAAUUGUCGGAUGGGAUGAAGAAUCUUGGAUUAUUAAAAAUAGUUGGGGUAAAAAUUGGGGUGAUAAAGGUUUCUUUCGAGUGAAACGUGGAAAAAAUCUUUGCGGAAUCAACACAUACGUUAUGUAUGCUAUAGUGUAGAAUUAUGGAAAAAAUUCAAAUUUAUGUAUUUUACCUGAAAAUUAU
Messenger RNA from Dermatophagoides pteronyssinus (European house dust mite), 1626 nucleotides. Its product is annotated as cysteine protease-like. The record is from RefSeq and is a predicted model, not a curated record. NCBI's taxonomy places the organism in Eukaryota, Metazoa, Arthropoda, Arachnida, Sarcoptiformes, Pyroglyphidae.